This is a messenger RNA of Toxoplasma gondii ME49, 5365 nucleotides long. RefSeq lists its product as hypothetical. The record is from RefSeq and is a predicted model, not a curated record. Bases 62 to 5365 code for a protein of 1767 amino acids. The transcript is spliced from 3 exons. Lineage: Eukaryota; Apicomplexa; Conoidasida; Eucoccidiorida; Sarcocystidae.
AUGCACCACCCGAAUCCGUCAGUCCACCAAGUCCGAGCGUCGCGAUGCUGCUCCGCCAUGUAUGGCUCGUCAGAUGAUGUCUGCUGCACCUGAUUCGCAGUCUCAUUUACCGCAGAAGUUCGCGUUUUCAGAUGCGCGACUCCGCCGCGUCGCAAACGAAGCCGACAGCCGCCGGACGCCUGUCUUUCGACCUCCGGCUGAGGCGUCUAGCCACUCGAGCGGACCGCCGCGAACGGGGAGCGCGCCUUCUUCUCGCUCUCCCUUUGGCAGUUCUCUCCUUCCGUCUGUUCAUCGGCCUGCGAUGCGGGGGCUUCAGAGUGGAGAAAAUGGGGAGACAGCCCUCCUGCGAGAAACGAGAAACAUGAAGGACUGUAAAGAAAGUCAAGCGUCGACGCUGGCUGCCCUGGCCCUUCGCCGCAGCUCUGCCUCGUACGUUUCAGCGGCUUCUUCUCCCCGGUCUCCACCUGCUUCGCAGUCUUCUCAGGCGACUCCACCGUCUUCUUCAGAUCCUUUCUGUUCUUCUCUUUUAUCUCGCCUCAACUCUGCGCCUUCGGCUACCGCUGUGGCUGCGGCGACCUCUCCAGCAGCAGUCCAUGGCGGUGGAUCUCCACCUGAACUUCUUGUCAUCGCCAGAGAGCGACGUCGGAGUCUCCCCUUACACGACUCCAAAUCGCUUCGUUCUGUCUCGUCUUCUUCGUUCUCUCCUUCCUGUUCUUCCUCUUCUUCUUCCUGUUCUUCCUCUUCUCCGUCCUGUUCUUCCUCUUCAGCUUCCUCUUCAGCUUCAGCUUCCUCUUCUUCCGUUUUCCUUGCAUUUGCAGAGUCGCGCGGUAGGGGUUCUCGGCGAGUGUCUUCCCAGUCUUCGGGGCGCAGACAGGACAUUCCCUUUCCAUCCUUCUUGAGUCCGCACUGGACAGAUGCGUUUUGCUCGUCUCACAAAGGAGACGAGAAAUCGGAGUCUCUCGGAGUCCACCGAGACACAACGUCUCUGCGUACCACACCUUCUUUUGCGGAGCUCCCAACUCGUCACCCUUCAUCUCCGCGGUCGCGUUCUGACUCCUCGAAUCCCUUUUUUGACGGGGCAGAUGCAGCCUUCGAUGCAUGCAGUGCCACAGGGCAAGCAAUCAAGUCACCUGAAUCUUCGCAACCUACUUCUUCAUCUUCCUCCUUCCCUUAUCCUUCAGCUUCCUCUCUACAGCAUACUUCUUCUUCGUCUUCUCGAUUCACCUUCAGUGUCUCAGGGCCGUCUGUGGGAGGCUUGUCUGCUUGUGGCGCUCCUCAGGAGGGCAAGGGGCGUAUGGAUCCGAGACAGGCCGAGGACGUUUCGCUUUUUUCUUCCAAUCUUCUGCAUGCGUCCGGUCUGCAUGAAAGUUUAUUCAACCUGUCUGCUCUAGACGUCUCUGCCGUCUACGGAGAAACACAGCAAGCCGUGUCGCCUCCUCUCGCCUCCUCAAUCUUUUCCUUUUCCGGAGAGAAGAAGCCGCACCCAGAUGCUUCAGCUUCGGAAGUGCCAGCAUCUCCUUCCGCUCCUUUAUCGGCAAAUCCUUCUUCCUCUUCUUCAUCUGUUCCUUCUUCUCUGCGUUCGACGUCUGUUUCGUCUUCUGGGCACCGCGUGGACUCAGCUGAAGAAGCAUGCGAAGACAAGAAAGGAGCCAGCGUCGGAGCCGGACAAUGUGUACAUACACCGCGGGGCGGCGGGGUGUCGAUGGCGACUGCGGGAUCCAUGCCCUUCUCUGCUGAACGAGAGAAACGCGUUGAAGAGAGAGGAACUUCAAACGAAGCUGUUGUUGAACGCGAACAUGAGAAGAUGGCGAGAUCUCAGGUGUCUCCGGAAACUCAGGAAGAACGCAUGCGCCGAAUUCAGAAAGAACUGGAGGCUCUCAAGGAGCGCAACGACGCGUUGGAGUUGCAGCUGUUCGAGACCCAGCGUAGACGAAGAGCGGCGGCUGGGUUGCAGUUGAAGACCGAGAGAAGACCUCUUUCUUCCUCUGACUCUCCAUUUAAUUCUCGCUUUGAUGCUCGGUUGGGCGAUGGCGUAACGCAUGCUCAGAACGCUUCUGAGGCUGCUGCGGCGGCUCCGAGAGGAGCCCCUCGAGAGGCAAAAGAAGAGACAUAUAGAGAGCGGACUUCUUGCCCUCUGACGCCCCUGCCUUCGUUCGUUCUACGAAGAGACUCGGAGACAGCGUGCUCUGUUGAGACGCCGCGGUUCCCCACAGCCUGUCCGCCUGACGGUCUCCAGCGGGACUGCUCUGGAGAGAGAGGAGACAGAGAGACGGGAGUUGCAACUGUCUCCUCAGCGGUGCAGUGUCCUUCAGAGUUUCCUGGAUGGGACCGAAAAGAAUGCAAAGACCGAUUAAUGCGAAGCGGCGUGGAAGACGAACAGUUCGAGAAGAGAACAGGAGAAGAAGGAGAGACAAUUGAGAGAGAAGAGGAGAAGGUGGGGAAAGGAGAGAAGGAGAGAGAGGAAGAGAAGCAGGCGCAGUCUCUUAACGAGUUGAGGACGAAGAAGGCAGAGAGUCUGAAGACCAGAGAUACGGAAAGAGGAGCGUCUGCAGCGCUCAACCGGCGAUGUAAAGAAAGAGGAGAUAAAAACGAGAAGGUGUGGGGUGGAGAAACGGUCGAAGACCGAACCGGCUGUCCCUGCAUCUUGUCGGGUGAAGAUGCGGGAGGAAAAGCGUCGCUGAGUCUGAAUGCGGAUCCGGAUCCUUCAAAGCAUGCAGUUUCGGACCCUCAGCGUUCUGGGCAGAACGAAGCAGGCUGCGAAUCUCCGUCAAACGCACCUGAGGAGAGACAAGAGGUGACGACUCCGCAGGCAGAUUUCGACCAAGAGAGAGAAGCGCUUCCGACAGAGAGACAGGAACUCGAGGAAGCGCGUGCAGUCGCUGUCGCCCAGAAGCGCGAGAGCGAAGAAACGCGACAACCGCAUGCAGCGGAGGAAGCCCUCUGGAUGAGCGCGCGCGAACAGAGCCAUGGUGUGUACCGGCAACAGCUUCAGGAGCAACGAGAAGCUUUUGUCAACGAGAAGGAGUUCGAGGAUGCGAAGCAAAGGUUGACUGCACAGAAGCAGCCACUCGACGAGGAGAGAGACGUUUGUGUCAAGGAGAAACAGCGGCUGGAACAGCAGAUGUACAGUGCAAACGAGAGAGAACUAGGCAUGGCAAUCAAAAUUUACGAUGAGAAGCGACGGAAGAUGGAUGGACUCGAAGAGAUGCUUCUCGCGAAGCAGCGCCAACUCGAAGCAGAGAGAGACUCCUGCGUCAAGGAGAAACAGGGCUUGGCGGGGGAGAAGAAGGAACUCGAGAAGAAAAAAAGAGAGUUCGAGGAGAGAACGAACGAGCUGGAGAAGGCCAAGCAGGGCAUGGAGGGUGAGAAAAAAGCAUUAGAGAAGGAAAAGAGAGAGUUCCAGGAGAGAAUGAACGAGUUGGAGAAGGCCAAGCAGGACAUGGAGGGUGCGAAGAGAUCAUUAGAGAAGGAAAACAGAGAGUUCGAGGAGAAAACGAACGAGUUGGCGAAGGCCAAGCAGGACAUGGAGGGUGAGAAGAGAGCACUAGCGAAGGAAAAGAGAGAGUUCGAGGAGAUCGCGAACGAUCUAGAGAAGGCGAAGCAGGACUUGCAAGGAGAGAAGAAGGAACUCGAGAGGAAAAAGAGAGAGUUCGAAGAGAAAACGAACGAGUUGGCGAAGGCGAAGCAGGACUUGCAGGGUGAGAAAAGAGCAUUCGAGAAGGAAAAGAGAGAGUUCGAGGAGAAAACGAACGAGUUGGCGAAGGCGAAGCAGGACUUGCAGGGUGAGAAAAGAGCAUUAGAGAAGGAAAAGAGGGAGUUCGACGAGAUCGCGAACGAUCUGGCGAAGGCGAAGCAGGAGAUGGAGGGUGCGAAGAAGGAACUCGAGCAGAAAACGAGAGAGUUCGAGGAGACAAUGAACGAGCUGGAAAAGGAGAAACAGGACUUGCAGGGUGAGAAAAGAGCAUUAGAGAAGGAAAAGAAGAGUAUAGACGAGGAGAGGCGAGACUUGGCUGAGGCGAAGAGAGGACGUUUUGAGGAGAGAUGCCAGGAGAAGGCCAACAAGGUGAACGCUGAAGAGCGACGAAAGGUUGAGGAGAAAGAGGUUUCUCUUGUAGAGAGAGAGGAGCGGAGUCAGCUCGAGGAGAGAGACAUGCGCGAGAAAGAGGUUGGAGAGCUGAUAAGCGAGUUGAAUUCUCAGCGAGCGUUUUUCCUCGAGAAAUCGAAGACGUGGAAGGCAGAGCAAGAGAAGGUCCGAGGACAGCUGAAGGAGACAGAGCAAAUCAUGGCGGAGCAAAUGGCCCGGUGGCAGACGCGAGAGAGGACGAUAAUGGAGGAGUUCACGAGGCUUCAGGAAGCGAAGGAAGAAGUCGAGAGAAGGUACGCGAGUCUUCAAGAGCAGCUGAGCCUCAUGGAGGAGCGAACUGCUCAGCCUCUGGCGGACGCACUGGAGGCUCUCGAGGAAGCAAAGAGGAGAGAAAAGGAGCAAAUGGGGGAACUCGAGCGCGAAAGAAGGGAACGACAACAAAUAGAAAAAGACUACGAGCGUCUAGCGCAACAGAACAGCGAGUUGACUCAGCACGUAGCAGAAAGCCGAGGCUUGAAAGAAAGACUCGAGCACUUGCAAAGCGAGCUCCUGAAGUGGAGAAGAAUUGGCGAGGAGGCGCGUCAGCGCGCUGAGACCCAAUACAAGGAGCUGAAGCGCCUCGAUGAAGAAAGGCAGCGCCUGCUGCAGAAAUGUUCUUCGCAGACCGAGGGAAUGCACUUCGGACAUGCGUUUUUCGCAGCCGGUGUCCAGAGCGACAGCAGGCACUCAGAGGAAGCUUCACGCGAUAAAAGCGAUCGGCAUGUCUCGUCUGACAGCGAGAACGUGGACAGAGACGGGAUGGCAAAACCUCAGGAAAGAGCGGGACCUCGACGGGCGACAAUCCGCGACGAAAAAGAGAAUUCAGAAGACACAAGAAGACCCGGAGAAGGCCAGUCGGGGACACCGCCGGCGCCUCCACGAGGUUCCGAGGCGGCGCCGGAUACGCCUCAGUCCGCCGGUUUGUUUUCGACUGUUGGAGAUCCAGAUAGGGAAGGAAAUGCGGUGAACGAACGGACAGAAGAGAGGCAGAGAGUCGAGGCGGAGCCUAAAGACGAGCGGUCCCGAGAUGUCCUCAUCGAAAGACUCCGACGCCUGUACUCCGAGGAGUGUGCCUCGUCGCGGCGUCUAGCAGCCGAAGGCGCUAAAUACCGACAGCAGUUGAGACAAGUCAUGAAACGGCUUGUUGUAGUUACAAAGGCCAUGGAGGAAGCGAAUGAUCUUCGUGAGAAGCGUCAGCGCAUGCAGCAGCAAAAAAGGAGGGGGAAAGUUUCCAGCGAGUAA